AUGGCGACGUCAAUUGGAAUAUCAACCGAACAACUUGAAGCUUGUUCUAUUCAAGGAACAAUUGUUUAUACAUCGGAAAAAAAUGGUAGUGAUGAAAAUGGUGAUGGAUCAGAAGGAAAACCAUUUAAAACUCCAUUACAAGCGUAUCGUCAACAUGGAGAGAAUGUAACUGUUUAUGUUGAUUCAAAAGAUGAAACCAAAGGUAAAUGGGAAUUAUUAUCAAAGGCUCAAGCAAAAAAAGUAAAAACACGAUAUGAAGAAGAAAACCGCAAGGAAAAAGCUGCAGUCGAGCGAGAAGAAAAAGAUCGAUUACAACGAGAAGAAAAUUUAAAAAAAGCAAAAGAAAUUACAAUUACUGAAGAUUCAUCAUUACCAAAAGCAAAAGUGCUUAAAAUCAAAGCACUAAAAAAUGAACAUGGUACCCGUGUUAAAGUAUUUGGCUGGGUACAUCGGAUUCGACGACAAGGAAAAAAUUUAAUGUUUAUUGUUUUACGAGAUGGUACUGGAUUUUUACAAUGUGUCUUGGCAGAUAAAUUUUGUCAAACAUAUGAUGCAGUUAUAUUAUCAACUGAAGCAACAAUAUCAGUAUGUGGUGUUGUUCGUCCUAUACCUGAAGGUCAAACAGCACCCGGUAAUCAAGAAUUAGUAGUUGAUUAUUUUGAAGUUAUUGGACAUUCGCCACCUGGUGGUGCUGAUACAUUACUCAAUGAAGAAUCGCAUCCUGAUGUUCAAUUAGACAAUAGACAUAUGAUGAUUCGAGGAGAAAAUACAUCAAAAAUUUUACGUCUUCGUUCAAUCGUUACACAAUGUUUUCGUGAUCAUUAUUUUGAUCGAGCAUAUUAUGAAACAUUUCCACCAACUCUCGUUCAAACACAAGUUGAAGGUGGUUCUACUCUUUUUGGUCUUAACUAUUUUGGAGAGUCCGCUUUUUUAACCCAAUCAUCUGAGCUUUAUGUUGAAACAGCUUGUCCAGCAUUAGGUGAUGUAUUUUGUAUUGCUCAAUCGUAUCGGGCUGAACAAUCACGUACACGUCGACAUUUAGCUGAUGCAAAUGAUAAUUCUAAUCAAGUACAUUCGUUACCUAUCAAUUCUCAUCCCCAUACGUCAACUUCACCUUUACAAUCAUUGACAUCACAUAUUGAUCAUUUAAGUCAAAGUUAUACUUCUGUACUUAGUAUGCAUUCCGAUUCAAGUCUUAAUGGUACAUUAAUAAAUACGAAAUCUACAACACGAAGUCCUGGUCCUGGUGCAAUAUCGCUUACUUCUUCACUUCAUUUACAACGAAAUACUACAAUUAGUAAUAGUCAAUCUCAACGAAGACGAUUACUUCAACAUCGUCGUAAUCUUAGUGGUUUGGCUGCUGCUCAACGAGAUCGUAAAAAUUCAUUUACUAAAUCAAAUACUAGUAAAACAGAUGAACAUCAACAUAUAUCACAAACAUCACAACAACAAUCAACACCAUUAGUUCGUGAUACAAAAGCAAUACUUAAUGAACAUUUAACAAUGAUUAAUAAUUUACUUUUAAAUUAUUCAUUCAAUGCUAGUAUACAAUAUCCAUCACAAAAUUCAUCAAUUCGAGAUUUUCUUUAUACUCGUUUAAAUGAAUUAUCAUUAAAAAAUCCAAUGAAACAACGAUGUUCAAGAAUUGAAACAAAAGCUUUUGUUGAUUCCAUAACUAGUUAUCAAAUGGAUCGAUCUCAUCACUAUAAAUAUUUAAUUAAUAGUGUUCGAGAUUUAUUAAAGUCAAAUAAUGAUCCUGUACGUUUAUCAACUUGUUCAAGUGAAACUGAUGAUGAUAUACCAAAAAGGAAAAGUAACAUAGAUGAUAAUGAAUUAUUAAAUACUUCAAUAUUAUCAGUAACUCCUAUAGAAACUACGGAACAAAUACAUGAUAUAAAAUCAUUUAAAGAUCAUCCAUUACGUUUUUUUCGUACAUUAUCUAUUGAUUAUAUUCGUGAUUGUGAACAAACAGAAAAAGAUUUAACACAAAAAUUAUUUGAUAUAGCUGAUAAACAACAUAUACUUUAUUGUUUAAAACAUGUUGAUAGUGGUCAUACAAAUGAUUUAUUAGCUAUAUUUCAUCGUCGACUUGAUGCUAUUUGUGUUUGGUAUAAUUUAUAUUAUGAAUUAACAAUAUCUGUUCAAAAAUUAAGUGGUUUAUUACGUUGUAAUGAUUGUGAAGAUUGGCCAAAAUUACAUUUUCGUUCACUUGCAACAGAUCGCGAACGUAAAGCAAAACGUGCCGAUGAAAGUGAUGAUUAUACAAGUGAAAAUAGUUGUGAUGAUGACGAUGAUAAUACAAAAACAACAGAAGAAAGUGAAGUUGAAAGCGAAUCAAAACAAAGUGUUAUUGAAAAAACAGAAGAUGGAGAUGAUACUGAUAUUAUACCAAAAAUCAAUUGGUCUGAUGAACCACUUGAUCAAUUUUCAAAUCUAAAAAUAUCGAAUGAAUCAUCUAAUCCAACAACAAAUGCUGCAACACAAAAAUUAGAUCGAACAGCUUGUUAUCGAAAUUUUGUUUAUUAUAUGGAUAAACGUUCUUAUCAAGUAAAAUAUGAUGGUUUAGCUCGAACAUUAAUUGAACGUGUUGCACCGGUCUUAUUCAAAACUCGUCUGGCUUUAUUACAAACAACAGAUCGACGUGAAAUUAAAAUUGAACAAGUACUUGCCGGUUUAUCUCUAUCUGAUUUUCAAUUAUCAGAUAUAAAUCAAAUAAAUUCUAAAACUACUCAAAAUACAGAUGAUAUUGAUGAUAAAUUAGUUGAUACAGAUAAUCCUGUUAAAGAUGACAAUACAACAAAUAUAAACAUAGGUGAAUUAACUAUUGAAAAAUGGUUACAUCAUGUAUUGAAAUCAUGUUCAACAAUAAAAAUUAUAUGUUCACAUACAGAUGAUAUAUUAAAACAAAAUUGGCUUGAAUUACAUGAACAAUUAGGUUUACCGUCACUAUUACCUUUAUAUUUUUUUAUUAUUAAUGUUUUACUUGAUGUUAUGAAUGAAUGCUUAAGUCUUUAUAAUAAGCCAUAUAUGAAUAAUGAUAUCAUUGAAAUAGAUCCACUUUGUCGCCAACAACUUGUUCGUGAAGCAAAACUUGUUUUAAGAGAUGCAUUAGCUACACGUUUAUAUAGCGUUCGUAUCAUGGAACAAUUUAUCUCCAAUCGUAAAAUUGCUUAUGAACUAACAGAAUUUGAUGAAAAAACAGUUAAUCUUUAUAUGCAUUAUAAACAAUUUUUAAGUACAGUGUCUAUUAAUCGAACCUAUGAUAUUAAUAAUGAUAGUCAUCAAAUUGCACUCAAUGAUGCUGACACAGAAUAUUAUUAUUAUGUUGAUGAAGAAACAUCAGAAUUAAUAAAAGAAUAUUAUUUUGCUCGAGAUCUUACAUUAACAUUAGGCAAUCGAGAUUUAAUUCAUGCAUUAGGAUUUCAAUUUAAUGAUCUUGUAAGAGGCAUAUUAGCGCAAUUGAAAGAAGAAUUAUAUGAAACAACAGAAACAUAUUAUCAAGUAUUUGCAGCUGAUACAAGUAAUGCAUCAAAUACUAGUGAUGGACUUUAUUCAGCCGAAUCUGAAAUAAUCAAUAGUACACGUGAAUUUCGUCGAAGUUUUGAUACAAUUAAACAACGAACAAUACGUAUUUGUUCAUUGGGUAAAACUCUUAUUAAUGAUUUUUCAAUUGCAGCAGAAUUUAAAUGUCAUAAUUAUCAUGAUCUAUGGCAUGAACUUCGACAUCAUAACUACGCACAAGUUAAACUUCAUUUAGACACAAGUAGUUCAGAUGAUUUCGAUAGCUUUUAUUUAUUUGUUCCACCAUGGCUGUCAACAGAUAAAAAUCAAGUCGAAAAAUUACUUUAUCUCAUUUGUAGUCAACAAUUACCAGCAGAUGAAUUAAUAAAACCGAAUAAAGAUAUUAAACCGUCAUAUAUGAUAUAUAUACCAAAGAAAACUUCUCAUUUACAUAAUACACGUUGGACCGGUGAUAUUGUUCUUAUUCGAGCAAGUGAAAGUACACAAUUAGCAUUAAAUUCAACCGAAUUAACAUGUCUUCAUUUGGUUGUUACACGAUCUGAUCAUUGGCAACAGGCUGUUGAUUUAUUUCAAUUUCAUACUGGAUCAAGUAAUAAUAUUCAAUUUGUUAGAAAAUUAGCUCGUGAUGAAGAUAUUCGUUUAACAUUCGAUCAAUUACCUGAAUUUAUUGAUAAAUUAAGUAAUCAAUUGACGCAUCUCGUUCGAAUACUUAAUGCUAUAUGGGAUCAAGAUUCAAUAAAAAUUUUUCUAACUGAAAUCGUUAAAUUUGAUGAACGAGAGUUACGUACAAUUGAAUCAAAAUUACUUGAUCUUGUUUUAUAUGUAUAUAAUUCAGGUUUUGAAUUAUUUCGUCUUUUAUAUGAUCUUUUACCACCAAUGUCAAUAAAUGAUGAUAAAAUAUUAAAAAAAUUUGUUAGUACAAUGAAUGAAUUUUUUUGUGAAUGGUGUAAAUGUGUUACAAAAAAAUUUAAAUACACAUCAACACAACAAGCUAGCACAGCGAAAUAUAAAGUUCUUAGAUGGUUUUCACCUGGAAUGAUUUUUCUUGGAUUUUUGGCUAAAUCUCCUCAUUUACAAUUACUAACUGAGGAUGAAUAUAAAAAAUUAAUGACAGAAAUGCCAGUUGCUCUUAGAGCUUUACGCGGAAGUACUUUGGAUAAUCGCGAUGUAUCAAUAAUAAAAGCACGCUCAAAUAGUGCAUCAGCAAUACCAACAAUUCCUAUGCGACCACGUAAUCGAUCGAGUGGACACCGACGCUUUGAUAGCAGUGGUGGUAUUCAUGAAUUAUUAACAUCACCAUUUAUUAAUCCAAUUGAACGUAUUCAACAAAGUAUAGAACAACGUGAACAAGAAUUACAACAAAAACUUCGUGAACGUAAACAAAUUGGUCAAAUAUAUAAUAGUAAUAAUACAACAACAGCAAGUGGUACUACAUUAGAUCCUGUUAUAUCAUUAAAAACACGUAAUAUUGAUUUUCCUUGGCGUCGUGGUACACGUAUUGGACAAGGUGGUGCUGGUGUUGCAUUUCGUGCUAUAAAUUGUUCAAAUGGUUCAAUUGUAUGUAUGAAAGAAAUACAAUUAUCAUCCAUAGCAUCUCGUUCGUUACCAAAUACGUAUCCUGAAAAAUUAAGACGUAUUGCAGCAGAAAUUGAAAUGAUUAUGUCUAUUAAUCAUCCUAAUAUUGUACGAUAUUUUGGUAUAGAAAAGUAUAAGAGAACAAUUUAUAUUUGUAUGGAAUAUUGUUUAUCAACAGUAAAUGAAUUUUUAAAUGAUAUUCGUGCAUUUCAAAAACGUGCACAUAAUAGAAAAUCGAAUAGUGGCUUAUGGAGUGAUUCAAGUGAUCAAGAUGAUGAAAUAAAUACAGAUAAUGUUCGUUUAGCUCCAUCACUGAAUGUAAAUGAACUUGUUCGAGGUUUUGUUAAACAACUAUUACAAGCAUUAUUAGCUUUACACGAACAUUGUAUUGUUCAUUGUGAUGUUAAAGGCGAUAAUAUAUUUAUUGCAAAUCAAAAUGGACAUUAUAUUGUUAAAUUAGGUGAUUUUAAUUUAUCUCAUCGAUUGGAAUUAGAAUCACGUUCACCAAAUGAUAGUGACUCACGCAGUACACAAUUUGGCACCUUGUAUUUUAAACCACCUGAACCAGAAUAUGUAUAUCAAUCUGAUAUUUGGGCACUAGGUUGUACUGUCAUUGAAAUGCUUACCGGCAAAUUACCUUGGACAAAUGUAACACGACCACAUGAAGAACGUAUUUAUAUUCAAAAUCAAUUAUUAGCUAAAAAAGGACCACCUAUUCCAGAUGAAUUAAAAACAGAACAUGAAGCAUAUGAUUUUAUUCAAUUAUGUUUAACACCUGAUGUAAAUGAACGACCAUUAGCUAAAGCAUUACUUGAUCAUCCAUAUCCUCGUGUUCGAACAGAUUCUUAA
Molecule: messenger RNA, 5946 nt
Organism: Rotaria sp. Silwood2
Lineage: Eukaryota; Metazoa; Rotifera; Eurotatoria; Philodinida; Philodinidae
Source: the annotation of a GenBank genome assembly